Molecule: messenger RNA, 1909 nt
Organism: Patella vulgata (common limpet)
Lineage: Eukaryota; Metazoa; Mollusca; Gastropoda; Patellidae
Product: gamma-aminobutyric acid receptor alpha-like
Exons: 10
Coding region: 196-1509 (437 amino acids)
Biological process (GO): signal transduction; regulation of membrane potential; monoatomic ion transmembrane transport
Cellular component (GO): synapse; neuron projection; membrane
Molecular function (GO): neurotransmitter receptor activity; extracellular ligand-gated monoatomic ion channel activity; GABA-A receptor activity
Source: RefSeq, a predicted model, not a curated record
AUAAAUUGGACUCAAUUCUUUAUUUAUUCUUGACAAAUUGUAACAUGAGCUAUGUUUAUGAGCAUUAUAUAGAAGUGUUCUGUUUAUAAGUUAGUUUGUGACAAUGGAAAUAUAGUUCUGUGAUUUGGGAUAUAUUCAUCAAAUGAGAAGACAAGAACUCUGGAUAUUAAGUGAUCAUCUCUGAUUUAAAAAAAAAUGAAAGUAGAAGGCUUCUCUACACUUCUCGUGAUUUUCAGCUCGUUCAAGGUGUGUGAGGUACACUGCUCUCAGAAGAUGAAGAAUAUGUCGAAUUUAUUAGACGGGCUAUUGCAUGGAUAUGAUAAAAGAGUCAGACCAUAUUCUAAAAGUGGACCUGUAACAGUGAAUGCUGAUAUUUUAUUACGAUCCAUGGGACCAAUAUCUGAACUAGAAAUGUCGUAUUCGUUAGAUUGUUAUUUUCGUCAGACGUGGGUGGACAAAAGAUUAUCGAUGAAUAUAUCCCUAGAAAACGUAUCACUGGGUAUUAAAAUAUUGGAACGAAUAUGGCAUCCAGAUACCGUCUUUUAUAACGGUCAUAAUUCCUAUCUCCACAUCAUUACAACUCCUAAUAAAUUUCUCAGAAUCAGUCCAGAUGGUGGGAUUCUAUACUCUCAAAGGUUAACAAUUCGAGCUAAUUGUAUGAUGAAUUUAAAGAAAUUUCCUCUAGAUGUUCAACAGUGCCCACUACGUAUUGGAAGUUUUGCUUAUUCGACGGCUGAUGUAUUCUAUAAAUGGCGAGCCAAGCUGACGUCACCAGUUGAUAUAUAUCCUCAUCUGACCCUGUCUACUUUCGAUUUAAUUGGCUACCCAAUGACCAAUUACACAGAUAUUGUAAAAGGAGAAUUACAUUCCAUAUUAGCUGUGAAGUUUUAUCUACGACGUCAUGCUGGUUAUUUUAUUAUACAAGUGUAUGUACCCUGUGCCUUAUUGGUUGUCUUAUCCUGGGUUUCGUUCUGGAUCAACAGAGAAGCAACAGCCGAUAGAAUAGCUUUAGGAACGACAACUACGUUAACUAUGACCAUAUUAGGUAUAGAAAAUAGAAACGAUUUUCCAAAAGUAUCCUACAUUACCGCCUUAGAUCUAUAUAUAGCCGUGUGUUUUGUGUUUGUUCUUUCAACAACUGUAGAAUUCGCCAUUGUGCAUUCUUUUACCAAAUAUGGCACUGGAGAACCAUUGUUACCAGAAUCUACUGAUGAUGAGGAAAGUGAAGAGGAAAAUAUGAACUUAUCAGGAAAAUGUGAUUUAGAAGUUUUAGAGAUGGAGAGAAUGAAAAUAGAAGGACAUAACAAAAGACGUUCUAAAAGUUUUUUGGCGCUGCUGUGUCAGUGUUUAACUGGUACAAAAACUGGAUUUAAUCGCGUGAAAACUGGAACCGUGGGGUUACACGAUCUUAGCAACAGUGUUAGUCAAAUUGAUAAAGUGUCGCGUGUGCUAUUCCCGGUAGUAUUCAUAGUUUUAAAUCUUAUUUAUUGGUUCGCCUAUAUGCCAUAAAAAUAACUAUACUCGUCUGGAUCAAUGUUACUUCUAAACGAGACAAUUUGAAAAAAUGUAAAUUGAAGAGUCCAAUAAAAGAAAGGCGUGUCAGAGGAACGGAAACGCAUUAACUUAACAACACAAUUGAAUGCAACAUUGACAGUUGAAAUUUAUUAACUCAGAUGAAACUCGAUAUGGGACCUCGCGGAAAAGGUCAUCAGCAAAUGAUGAAAAUGGAUAGGACUGACAUUGAUUUGGUGGCCGUGACCUGCUACCAAAAAUAAUUGCAUGUGUCUUUUUAUUAUGAGUUGAAAUUGAAGCAAACUUGAAUCGUUUAUGGUCAUGUUUCCUGAAUAAAAGUAGAAAAGUUGUAAUACUGGGCGAUAACCGGCAAAAAUACGACAUGGCUUUAGUUUCU